UGUGAAGCUGAGUCGGUUGCAGUUUAGCCUCACAACAAAUAAACUGUAGCAAGUUAUCACCUAAAAUAACCGGGCUAGUUACUUACAUCGGUUAUGGGAUGUUAGCUAGCUAGAAAUUCAGGCUAGCUACUAGUAGUUGGAGUCCUAACCGCCAAAAAGCAGCACGUACAGCGACAUUAUGAUGUGGAUACGGGUCAGAAAACCUCCAUGAGGGGAAGGAGACUUGCCUCUUCAAAUGAUGCUAACAGGCGUGGUCGUAGACCUUAAGUUACAGGUUACUUCCUAUGGCCCCCCCCAACCCUCCAGAACAGACCGCUUUCUGGUGCAGCAGUGGGCGACUGUGUUCUCUGUUCAGCUUCGAGAGUCCACCACUAAAUACUCCGGCUCGCUGCUGCUGCAGAAGAAACUGAAAGAUGUCGAGUCCAUCGUUAAGAUCGUGGAGCUGGAUGGAAACGAUUUGGUGAAGCGUUACUCUGAUGAGAUCGAACGAAUGUUGGGAAGCAAGAUGAAGUCAGUGAAGAGGUUAGCUGAAUCUGCAGAGGAUGCUGACCUGUACCAUGACUUCAACGCUUCAUUAGAGUUUGAUUACUACAACUCCAUGCUGAUCAACACGGUAGACGAAGACGGGAACAGCGUGGAGCUGGGCGGCGAGUUUCCCCUGGAGGAGAACGAACACUUCAACAGACUGCCGGUGAACACGCUGCUGAGCAACAUCCAGGUUCCCACCAACGUUUACAACAAAGAUCCCAACAUCAUCAACGCCAUCUACAACUCCGAGGCGUUAAACGACGUCUUCAUCAGUAACUUCCAGAAGGAUCCGACGCUCACCUGGCAGUACUUCGGCAGCUCCACCGGCUUCUUCAGAAUCUACCCGGGUAUUAAAUGGACUCCGGACUCAAACGGUGUGGCAGCUUUUGACUGCAGGAACAGAAACUGGUACAUCCAGGCAGCCACGUCUCCGAAAGACAUCAUCAUCAUGGUGGACAUCAGCGGCAGCAUGAAGGGGCUGAAGAUGACCAUCGCCAAACACACCAUCAACACCAUCCUGGACACGCUGGGAGAGAACGACUUUGUCAACGUCAUCGCUUAUACUGACUACGUUCGGUACGUGGAGCCGUGCUUCAAGGGAACUCUGGUCCAGGCUGAUUUGGACAACAGAGAGCACUUUAAGGUGCUGGUGGAGGAACUGCAUGUUAAAGGAGAAGCGAAGAUCAAGAAUGCUAUGAAGGAAUCCUUCAAAAUCCUCAAUGAGGCGAGGUCGAACGGUCAGGGCAGCAUGUGUAACCAGGCCAUCAUGCUGAUCACAGACGGAGCCAUGGAGGACUUUGAGUCUGUCUUUGAGGAGGAGAACUGGCCUGAGCGCAGGGUACGAGUCUUCACCUACCUGAUCGGCAGAGAGAUGACCUUUGCUCGAAACACCAAGUGGAUCGCCUGCAACAACAAAGGUUACUACACACACAUCUCCACACUGGCCGACGUGCAGGAGAACGUCAUGGAAUACCUGCACGUGCUCAGCCGACCGAUGGUCAUCAACCACGACCACGACAUCAUUUGGACGGAGGCCUACAUGGACACUGUGCUUCCCAACACCAAGGAGCUGUUCACCACCAAAGCUCAGAGUCUGCUGCUGAUGACCUCAGUGGCCAUGCCAGUCUUCAGCAAGAAGAAGGAAACGCUGUCCCAUGGCAUCCUGCUGGGUGUGGUCGGCUCCGACAUCCCACUGAUGGAGGUGAUGAAGCUGGCACCCAGAUACAUGCUGGGAGCUCACGGCUACGCCUUCCUUAUCACCAACAACGGUUACAUCCUGGCUCACCCUGACCUUCGCCCUCUGUAUAAAGAUGGAAAGAAACUGAAGCCAAAGCCAAACUACAAUAGUGUGGAUAUGUCCGAGGUGGAGUGGGAGGAUACAGAGGAGACGCUGAGAACAGCCAUGGUGAGGGGAGAGACUGGCAGCAUCAGCCUGAACAUCAGAGCAUCAGUGGAUAAAGGGAAACGACCUCUGUACCUCAUCAAUGACUACUUCUACACAAACAUCGAUGAGACACCUUUCAGCUUCGGCAUGGUGCUGACGAGGGGUCACGGAAAGCUGAUGUUUAUAGGAAAUGUGUCUGUGGAGGAAGGCCUGCAUGAUCUCACCUCCCCAGACCUCAGCAUCGCCUCUGAGUGGACGUACUGUGAGACGGACAUCGACCCCAGCCACCGAAAAUACUCUCAGCUUCAAGCCGUCAUCCGCUACCUGUUGGGGAAGGAACCCGACCUCGAGUGUGAUGAGGUGUUGCUGCAGCAGACGCUGUUCGACGCCGUGGUAACGGCUCCACUAGAAGCGUACUGGAACGCCCUGAUGCUCAACGACAGGGUGGAGCCAGGAAUUGAGACGGCCUUCCUCGGUACUCGUGCCGGCCUGAUGAGGAUUGUGAGAUACGCAGGAGUGGAGGCCAGAGUGGCAAAACGGUUUCUGACUGAUGUUGAUAAAGACAACCUGUACACCAUCGAUCACUUCCCCCUGUGGUACCGCCUGGCAGUGGAAAACACUCCUGGAAGCUUCUACUACUACCCCGUUAACGAUAAAGGAGUGAAGUACGUCAUAGCGACGACAGCAGUGACGGUGUCAUCUGAGGUAAAGACAGCCGUGGCCGGAGCUGUCGGGGUGCAGAUGUCCUUGGAUUGGCUGGAAAAGAAGUUCUGGGCCAUCGCCAAGCAGCCCAGCGACACAGACUGUUCAAACAUUGAAGGCGUGUGUCCUCUCAGCUGUGAAAGUGCUGAUCUGAACUGUUUCCUGGUCGACAACAACGGCUUCAUCUUGCUGUCCAAAGAGAGGAGCGAGGUCGGUCGUUUCUUUGGCGAGGUGGACGGGUCUGUCAUGGCGUCGUUGAUCAAGAUGGGAAUGUUCAAAAAAGUGUCGUUGUUUGACUACCAGGCGAUGUGUAAGAACAGUCAUCAUCACGCCAGCAGCGCCCGACCUCUGCUCAGUCCGUUUUAUGUCAUCGCGGCGUUGAUAAGAUGGUUCUUCUCCAACGCACUCAUGUUCCUGCUGGACUUUAAUCUCUGUGGUCUCUGGCACUCUGAUUAUUUUGUGGACGCCAAGGCUGGUUAUCAUACAAGUCAUAAGCAGAGGAAGGUGGAGCCUCUGCUGCCCUGUGACACGGCGUAUCCCGGCUUCAUGUACGACUCAUCUGUCAAAGAGGCCAACAGCCUCAUCAAGUGUGGACGCUGCCAGAAGAUGUUUGUGGUGCAGCAGAUUCCAGACAGUAACCUGGUUCUGGUUGUGACUCAGGCCGACUGUGACUGUUCUCGCCAGUAUGGACCUAUACUGCUGGAGCCCAAAGAGAUCAAAUAUAACGCCACGGUGAAGUGCAACAGGAUGAAAUCCCAGAAGGUACGUCGGCGGCCGGAGUCGUGCCACUCCUACCACCCGAAGGAAAAUGCUAAGGAGUGCGGCAGGGCGGCGGCCAUCUCCCUGUCAAUAUCUCUCUUCUCGGCCUCUCUGCUCGUCUCAUCGCUCCACCGCUGGAUGUAAACCAGGACCAACCCACCAAUCAGGACCUGACAGUGAGGAUUUAAGUAGGAAGUAGAAUAAAGAAGCGUCGCGCAGGUAGCCAAAGGAUUUUAUUUUUUUUUACCUGCCACGAGAGACAACAGGACAUCUCAGAGAUUUCUUUCCUGCUGUCCAGAAGAGCUUCAGCUAGUCUGCAGCGGAGACUAAAGGGCUAUUUGAUUUUUUAAAAACUGAAUCUAGACAAAUUUUUCCUUCCUGACAUAAACCGAACGGGGAUGAAAACUUUGAAGCAGCUUGAGAGCUGCAGGAGAAACAAGAGUCCAGCCUCUGAUGGACGGAUGUAAAGUGUGUGUGUGUGUGUGUGUGUGUGUGUGUAGCUUUUUGAUACAGAAAUAUUGUGUACGAGUAGGGUUUUACCUUCAGAUGAUUUACAGUUUAAAAAGUAGGAGAAGAAGAAUGAGGGUUGAGCUUUUAACACUGACAUUUUCAGCUGUUUGAGAGGUCAAAGGUCAAACGGAAAAUACAGCAGCCAAUAAAAUACUCACCUGCAGGCAAAGUGGAUUUUAUUUAUUAUUUAGUUCAGUCAAGUGCAACACUGAUAUAGAUAAGACAAGAUAGGCUUGCAGAGGUUUCAGUUGAAGCUUGGACACAUACAGACCUCUAGUGGCAGGUUGCUGAUUUCUACAAGAACGACAGCCGGAGAUAUUCAGCAGUCACAUGUUACACUUCAGGUUUUCCUGGACAGGAAGGCAUUCACUUUCUGGAUAUUUGAAUGCCGAACAUUAUUUUUUCAUUUUCUGUUAAUGAUUCCUCUUAUUUUUUUAAGGAAACCAUCUUAGCCCAGUAAGAAUUGUUCCAGGUCAGAAGAAGUCUAAAGGCUAAAUGCGAUUGGAAAGUUAGUUUUUCAGAGAUCAAAGUUCCGUGUAACUUGUGAUUCAGCAGCAUUUCCACGCUGCUCCGUGAAACACAGUCUGUUACAAUAAUUAUGGUCAGCAUGUGUUUAAACUCUAAAUGGCAGAACUGAAGACAGAGCGGCAGAUGCCAGCCAUCUGAUGACAGAUUAUGCUGAGAAGAAUCGUACCGUAACAGUCUCAGCUGGAGGGAGGAGUAACAAAGAUCAGAUCACAGUCUGUGGAAGCAGUUUGUAGCUUGUUGGCUUUAAUAAAACACAGACUGCAGUUUGUACAUGAUGACAGUUAUGUUUGCAUUAAAGUGUCAAAUGUGCUGCUGACGACACAACGACCUCAGGUGACCUUUACACGUCUGUUAGGUCUUUUAGUUGUGAAACGCUCUGCAGAGGAUCCACUACAGCUUCAACAUCAGGCCCCGACCCCCCCCCCCUCACCUCAGAAAGAUAUAACGGUACGUUUAGUUACUCAAAGUCAGAAAUGCUGUUUUUAUUUUUCAACUUUCAGUAAACAAACAGCGUUGUUUCAAAAUGUGCUCUGUUGCACCUGUAACCACACCCACCUGUGAUGUUACAGGGUCCUGGAGUACACCUGUACAUCACUGCAGCAAGGUGAGAAGUUAAACCACUGAAGGUCAAAAACAAGACGUUCAGGUUAACUUACUCUAAACUACUUCUUCUUUGUUGGACAUGUGUUGUACUUUCCAGCUGAGUUGUAGAGAUCCAGGAAACACGACUCCAGUAAAACAGCAUCCAACAAAUUGUGACGAGCGAGCCUCCUACAGCUUCAUUAACAAACUUACAUUUUACAUGAAUCAUUUCAAACGAUCGUCCCAGAGUCUGACUGAAAGGAAACACAGAAAUCAGCCUCCUGGAUUAGCGACUGUAGCUCACUGCACAGGGAUCUACUUCCAGAGUUUUCUGUCUGAGUCAUGUUUCCCAAAUCUCUACAACGAAGGUGGAAAUAAUUCAACUUGCAGCUCUUGUGAUUUGAAAUCUGUAAUCUUUCAAACUGUGAUUUUGAUAUAAAGAAUAUUUAUUGUUCAGGC
Micropterus salmoides (largemouth bass) is the source of this 5452-nucleotide messenger RNA. RefSeq names its product voltage-dependent calcium channel subunit alpha-2/delta-4-like. Gene Ontology annotation, cellular component: voltage-gated calcium channel complex. The record is from RefSeq and is a predicted model, not a curated record. Lineage: Eukaryota; Metazoa; Chordata; Actinopteri; Centrarchiformes; Centrarchidae. Gene Ontology annotation, molecular function: voltage-gated calcium channel activity. The transcript is spliced from 41 exons. Bases 236 to 3517 code for a protein of 1093 amino acids.